ACUUGCAGUAGCAGAGUAGAGAAGUCUACAAGUCCCAGUUCCCUCACACCCAAGCAGAGCACAGUGAGUAAUUCUGAUAGAUAGCGUCUGUGACUCUCAAAUAAAAAUGUCGAAGAUGAACAUAGACAUCACAGCAUCGGUGAAGCCAGAGUACCCACUCUUAGAUCGGGACCCGCCGUUCACCAGAGUCGUCGGAAACUUCAACUCCCUCGACUACCUCCGCUUCGUCACCAUCACCGGCGUCUCCGUCACCGUCGGCUACCUCUCCGGGAUUAAGCCAGGGAUUAGGGGACCGUCGAUGGUGACCGGAGGCAUAAUCGGGUUAAUGGGUGGGUUCAUGUACGCUUACCAGAACUCGGCGGGUCGAAUCAUGGGCCUUUUUCCCAACGACGGCGAGGUUGCUCGUUACAAAAAGUGACACCAUUUUUUGGGUUUUCAGACAAGUUUUUAAGUUUUUUGUUGUUCUUUUUAUUUUCCCAUGAUGUUUUGUUCUGAUCGU
Molecule: messenger RNA, 499 nt
Organism: Quercus robur (English oak)
Lineage: Eukaryota; Viridiplantae; Streptophyta; Magnoliopsida; Fagales; Fagaceae
Product: NADH-ubiquinone oxidoreductase 20.9 kDa subunit-like
Exons: 2
Coding region: 107-418 (103 amino acids)
Source: RefSeq, a predicted model, not a curated record